AUGGCUCCCCACGCGAACAAACCUAAGACUGGUAUCGAGUCCAACUCUACGGCCAGUACUGAGGGGUCGACGGCUCUCCAUGCCUUGUUGAAUCAGUAUCCCAGCAUUUGCUUUCUCCGCUGCCAGUGGCAGGAUUAUUCGGGCGUCGUGCGAGCCCGCAUCGUUCCUAUAGCACAAGCACUAUCGAUUGCAGCCGAGAAGAGGAAGCUUCAUGUCCCGGGUUGUGCAUUCCAUUUGACCGUGAAUCAUGAAAACAUUCCAGAACUGAAUCCGAGAGGAUACCACUGGCUGGUCCCAGACUGGGACUCCCUGUUCCCUCUAGCUCAGCAACUGAACGUGAAUCCUAGCUAUGCCACCGUCAUGUGCAGUGUUGCCGAGCAUCUUCCGGUACAACCAGAACUAAACUGGAACUACUGCCCUCGCAAGGCUCUAAAGACCGUUGUCGAGAAGGCAGAGAAGCUACUCCAGGUGCACUUACUCGUCGGCUUUGAGGUCGAAUUCCAGAUUAUGAAAGCCUCCGCCGACGGGAAGUUAGAACCUCAUAGUUCCGGGAUGGGCCGUUGUGCUAUUUCUGGACUCCGUGACCCUUGUGUGGCCCAUAUCCAGGAAGUUGUACAGAUGCUGAUAGGCGCCGGGAUAGGGGUCGGCGCUUUUCAGACUGAAGGGGACCGUGGGCAAUACGAAAUCGCUCUCGAACCUCAGUCUCCUCUCAGAGCUAUUGACGAGCUCAUCCUGGUCCAUGAUACCCUCAAAUCUGUCUUUGCUCGCCAUGGAUUGGUAGCAACCAUGGCACCCCGACCAGUGGCGUCACACAAACAGAUGGCUGGACAACACACUCACAUCUCGCUCAACCCCCCAAACAAGGAGGCCUCUUUUCUGGCUGGCAUGCUCCGCAGACUUCCCGGCCUGUGUGCAUUUUUCCUCCCGUAUGACCUAUCAUACGAGCGUGUCCAGCCAUACCUUGCGGGCCAUAUCGUUGCAUGGGGGUCCGAGAACCGAGCAGUAGCUAUCCGCCAGAUAAAGACUGGUCACUGGGAGCUCCGUUGUGUGGAUGCUACAGCCAACAUGUACGUCGCUCUUGCAGCUGUGAUCAGCGCUGGUACAAUAGGCUGCAUCAAUGAGGAAGAAUUGGUAUGGCCGGACACUGGUUUCAUCACCGAACACUUCCCAACUAGCGGCACUGAACCCCUUCCCAAGAGCCUAACGGCUUCCUUGGAGCAGUUGAACAAGUCGUGUGACAGCCUUGAAGAGAUGAUUGGAAGUCGGAUGCUUCGGCACUAUAUCGCUGUCAAGAGGUUCGAAGCACCCAGGCUUCAGAGGUUACCUGAAGAGACGGCAGUCUCUAAGCAUACGUCAGUAGUAUAUACUUAG
Messenger RNA from Microsporum canis CBS 113480, 1371 nucleotides. RefSeq names its product glutamine synthetase bacteria. Bases 1 to 1371 code for a protein of 456 amino acids. Gene Ontology annotation, molecular function: glutamine synthetase activity. The transcript is spliced from 2 exons. The record is from RefSeq and is a predicted model, not a curated record. Lineage: Eukaryota; Fungi; Ascomycota; Eurotiomycetes; Onygenales; Arthrodermataceae.